Messenger RNA from Doryrhamphus excisus (bluestripe pipefish), 5768 nucleotides. RefSeq names its product potassium channel, subfamily K, member 9 (gene kcnk9). NCBI's taxonomy places the organism in Eukaryota, Metazoa, Chordata, Actinopteri, Syngnathiformes, Syngnathidae. Gene Ontology annotation, cellular component: plasma membrane. Gene Ontology annotation, molecular function: potassium ion leak channel activity; outward rectifier potassium channel activity. The record is from RefSeq and is a predicted model, not a curated record. Gene Ontology annotation, biological process: potassium ion transmembrane transport; stabilization of membrane potential.
GACGCCCACUCUUGUCUGUAGUAGAGAGUGUGUGGAAAUAGGAGCAGAUUGAGAGGCAACACGCCUUUUUUUUGUAUUAUUGAGUUGGUGGAGGGAGGCGCGUGAGAGUGGACACUAGAAGUCUUUUUUUUUUAGUCUUCUUCACAGCUCCUGCGGAGAGAUGGAUGUCUUUUGGCGUGCGUGGAAUAAUUUUCAAGUGAUUUUUGAAUUGUUUCCUUUAACGUGACUUCACAGUGGGCCAACUUUGCAGCGCCAAUUCGUCUUCUUGGCCACUCAGCACAUUUUUUUUAGGAUACCACAUUGAUUUUUCUUCCCCCCCUCGCGUGGGGAAUGUGUGCUUGGGAAAAGAGUACAUGCCGGAGGAUGUUGCAGCGAACAGGCCAUGUUGGAUCACUUUGGGGCAGCAGAACCCAGCAGGCGGUACUGACAGCAGCUUGUUGAUGGCACUGCGCACUGGGAGGACUUGGUUCGGACGGGUCUUGCGCAGGGUCUCGCGGCUGCAGGGCUCCUGGUCCAGGCGCUCCAGCAGUCUUUUGUGUCUCUCCGCGAUCCAGGAGCAGGAUCUGGGCUUCUCCGUGUACCGCUGCCCCAGCCCCGGCGCCCACCUCGGCCACCGUCAUCGGAGCGCGCCCCUCUGCGCAUCCGCCUCCAGGCGCAGUUCACUCGGCUUCCCUCACCGCGCUCGUCGCACCAUCCCGGGGAGGAACACGAGGGGACAUGAGACCCUCACUCGCCGGCUCCUGGUGGCCAUGAAGCGGCAAAACGUGCGGACCUUAUCCCUGAUCAUUUGCACGUUCACCUACCUGCUGGUGGGGGCCGCCGUCUUUGACGCCCUGGAGUCCGACUUUGAGAUGCGGGAGAAGGAGCAGCUGGAAGCCGAGGAGAAGCGCCUCCAGGGGAAGUACAACAUCAGCGAGGACGACUACCGCAAGCUGGAGACCAUCAUCAUGGAGGCUGAGCCGCACAGAGCCGGGGUGCAGUGGAAAUUCGCCGGCUCCUUUUACUUUGCCAUCACGGUCAUCACCACCAUCGGCUACGGGCACGCGGCGCCAGGAACGGACGCCGGCAAGGCCUUCUGCAUGUUUUACGCCGUCCUGGGCAUCCCCCUGACGCUGGUGAUGUUCCAAAGCCUGGGCGAGCGCAUGAACACGUUUGUCAAGUACCUCCUGAAGCGCAUCAAGAAGUGCUGCGGCAUGAGCAUCACCGAGGUCUCCAUGGAGAACAUGGUGACCGUGGGCUUCUUCUCCUGCAUCGGGACGCUGUGCAUUGGUGCCGCCGCCUUCUCGCACUACGAGGACUGGAGCUUCUUCCAGUCGUACUACUACUGCUUCAUUACGCUAACAACCAUCGGCUUUGGGGACUUUGUGGCCCUUCAGAAGAACAGGGCCCUCCAGAAGAAGCCCCUCUACGUGGCCUUCAGCUUCAUGUACAUCCUGGUGGGCCUCACGGUCAUCGGAGCCUUCCUCAACUUGGUGGUGCUCCGCUUCUUGACCAUGAACAGCGAGGACGAGCGGCGGGACGCCGAGGAGCGAGCCUCCCUCGCCGGGACCCGGAACAGCAUGAUCAUCCACAUCCAGGACGAGUCCCUACAGCGAGGGCGGCGGCGGCGCGAGCCCCACGGAGAGGAGAUGACCGACCUGCACUCGGUGUGCUCCUGCAUGCACUACCACUCGCACGACUUGGGAUGCGCCUUCUCCCACCGGAACUCGCUCAGCCCGAGUCCGUACUUUCACUCCAUCUCCUACAAGAUCGAGGAGAUCUCGCCCAGCACGUUGAAGAACAGCUUUUUCCCCUCGCCCAUCAGCUCGGUGUCGCCGGGCCUCCACAGCUUCACGGAGAAGCACCAGCUGAUGAGGAGGAGGAAGUCCAUCUAGACCGUCACAAACCAAUGCUGCUCCUUGCCAAAUCUCAUUCCAGCACUUUCCUUUUUUUUUGUUUUGGUUUGGGUUCUCACGAAGAACACUCCAAUGGGAUGCAAAGCAUGAAGCAUGGAUGUCUAUUUUUCCAGGGGAUUAGCAGAUACACAAACCCAUCCACCAACUUUGCUCAACACUUGGGGAAAUGCUAUUUUUCAUAACUUGAAGAAGCACCGUACAUGGAUGUUGUUUUUCUUUUUUCUACAAGCCAUCAUCACCAUCACGCCCCAACACACUUUGGUCUCCUGUUUGAAAGGAUCAUGCUGCUGUCCCUCAUAUUGUCCUCCUGUGGAGCCUUUCAACAUCAUACUCAAUCUCUAUACACUUGUUACUUCUUUCCCCCGCAUUAGACACGCAAUAUGACUAAAAACACGUCAAUAUGGAGAACUUUGCCUUCUAUUAAGGCUCCAAAUCCAGCAGACGAGAAGACGUUCUGAUUUGAAGUUCUCCUGCUAUUUCUGCCCUGCAAUUCUCAUUUUUUAUUACAACUUAACUGUCAAACAUUGGAGAAACACCAUCACAAUGCCCCCUCCAAAAAUGUAAAACUGUCCAGAAACAUGUAUAAUUAGUUCAAAAAUAAAUACAAAUAUAUAAAAUGUACUGAGGGCGUCACGGUGGUCUAGUGGUUAGCGCACAGACCUCACAGCUAGGAGACCAGGGUUCAAUUCCACCCUCGGCCAUCUCUGUGUGGAGUUUUCUCUGGGUACUCCGGUUUCCUCCCACAUUCCAAAAACAUGCUAGGUUAAUUGGCCACUCCAAAUUGUCCAUAGGUAUGAAUGUGAGUGUGAAUGGUUGUUUGUCUAUAUGUGCCCUGUGAUUGGCUGGCCACCAGUCCAGGGUGUACACCGCCUCGCGUCCGAAGACAGCUGGGAUAGGCUCCAGCACCCCCGUGACCCUUGUGAGGAAAAUCGGUAGAAAAUGAAUGAAUGAAUGAAAAUGUACUGAAUAAUGUCUGAAAGUAGCAUUAAGGAGAAAUAAAAUCUGGAACUGCAAGUAGAGUAGAUGCUAAUACGGUUCUUAUAAGUAAUACACGGCUAAUAAGGAAGCAUACAGCUAGCUUAGCCUGGCCAUGGGAACAUGUAAACAUCAGCAUGAUCCUUUCAGAAGAUUGGAUUUUCAUGAAUCUUUCUUUCUUUCUCAUUCUACGUCUGGAAGAGAUGGGUCCGGUCCGUCUUCAUGUCCCACCUGGUCAAACUUGCCAAUAAUGUUUGCUCUCAGGUUUCAAACCAAUCGCCUUCUUCUUUCUUUUGCUUUGCUCCCCAAACGGCCCCGAUGUACAUAUCCAUGAUCCUUGUAAGGUUUUCCAAGAAAGACUACUGAGGUGCAUCAUCUCGCCAGGCCGAGCAAGUCUCCUUUGUAGAUAUUUGAGACCAUUCCGGCCUGUUUUAAAGCCCGAUCUGCCUUUUCUCUCACACAGAACGCAUGGUGAAAGCAUUUCCAGUGUAUAUUUAUGACAUAAAGUGUAUAUUGUUUUACCCAUUAGAGCCUUUUAUAAGUUGCACAAGGCUGACAGCUGGUUUCUCCACCUUUUAUUGAGUUCUACCACAUUUCUUAUCGGAAUAACUCCCAUCGAGCCUUGUGUGUGCUCUAUUUGGACAGACAAAAUGCUGAAAUGUGAUGUAGACACACAGGCAUGGUGUGUGUGGUAAGGCAGUAAGCCUGGUAAAGCAAUGUUUCAUUAUGGGAACAUACACCGGCUUCUAUGUUUGUAUCAAGCUAUGGAAUAUGGAGGCUUACCGCCAUCUAUUUUUUACACAUUUGCAAACGUGCCUUGAAGAAAACGGAAGUGGCACAUUGAAACACCUUUAUUUAUGCUCCUUUCAUGCGGAGUUUCUACUAAGAACACAAAAGUCAACAUACUAUACCACCUCUUCACCACCGCAUUUUAUUUCAGCCCAUCCUUUUGCCAACUGUUGCAUGGAGUACAACUACUCAUACUUCAUAACAACAAAUGAUAUACUGGAUCUGACAAAGGAGUGUUAGGGCCACGCUGAAAAGAAACAACAGUCAUUCUGUCUAAUAAUAGCAUCUUUUCUUCCAAACGACACUUUUUUCUCCUCGGAACCAUAUCAUUCCAACAUUAUUCCUGGAACAGCACAACUUCUUUCUCCGAAAAUUGGGACUUUUUCUCAUAAACGGAGACAACUUUGGUCUUACCUUACAAUAAGGUGCAAAUAAAUGGAGUAGUUACUGAGGAACAAAUGAGGAACUAAUGAGUAGUUACUGAGGAACUAAGGCACAUGCAUUUAGAUUAGUUGCUGAGGAGCUAAUGACUUGGGUCUACACAGUUAGAGUAGUUACUGAGGAACUAAUGACUUGUGUGUAUAUAUUUAGAGUAGUUACUGAUAAGCCAAUUACUUAGGUACAUGCAUUUAGAGUAGUUACUGAGGAACUAAUGGUGAAAGAAUGAAUAAGGCACAAACAUUUAUAGUGGUUACUGAGGAACUAAUGAGUAGUUACUGAGGAACGAAGGCACAUACAUUUAGCGUGGUUACUGCGGAACUAAAGAACUAAUGACUAAGGUACAUACAUUUAGAGUAGUUACUGAAGAACCAAUGAUGAACUAAUGACGAAUGUACAUACUUUAGAUAUAGAGUAGUUACUGAGGAACAAAUUAGUAGUUACUAAGGAACUAACUGAGGAACUAACAUACAUACGUUUAGAGUAGUUACUGAGGAACUAAUGAUGAACUAAUGACGAAGGUACAUACAUUUAGAGUAGUUACUGAGGAACUAAUGAUGAACUAAUGACGAAGGUACAUACAUUUAGAGUAGUUACUGAGGAACUAAUGAUGAACUAAUGACGAAGGUACAUACAUUUAGAGUAGUUACUGAGGAACAAAUGAGUAGUUACUAAGGAACUAACUGAGGAACUAAUGCACAUACAUUUAGAGUAGUUACUGAGGAACUAAUGAUGAACUAACGACGAAGGUACAUGAUUUAGAGUGGUUACUGAGGAACAAAUGAGUAGUUACUAAGGAACUAACACACAUACAUUUAGAGUCGUUACAGAGGAACUAAUGAACUAAUGACAAAGGUACAUGUAUUUAGAGUGGUUACUGAGGAACAAAUGAGUAGUUACUAAGGAACUAACACACAUUUAGAGUAGCUACUGAGGAACUAAAGAACUAAUGACUAAGGUACAAACAUUUAGAGUAGUUACUGAGGAUGAAAUGAACUAAUGAGUAGUUAUGAGCAACUAAGGCACACACUGAGUAGUUACUGAGGAACAAAUGAACUAAUGAGUGGUUCCAGAGGAACUAAGGUAAACACAUUUAGAGUAGUUGGUGAUGAAAUAACGACUAAGGCACAUACAUGUAGGUUAGUUACUGAGGAGGAAAUGAAGAACUAAUGAGGAAGUGAUGAGUAGUGAUUAGCUAGGUUGGUUCCUCACCAACUGCUGUCAUUUUGUGUAGCUUAUAGUAAAGUGUUAGCUAUCUCUUUCAUCGGCAUUUUGGUGUAUUUCUUUGCAGUUUGACUCUAAUACUCCUUUGUUGUGUUGUUUUUACGUGUGUUAGCAGUGCCACAUUUCAACGCAACUUCUGUUUGUGGUUGAAGAAAUAAUAUGACGUACCAUCCAUUCCUGACAAGGUCCCAUCUUUCAACACAAAGGGGCGACAAAGCUGAGGGUAAAGACAUUUCCAGUUUCCCUGUGCACCUUUGAUUUGACUUUUGGAAAGGGUGUGUGCAUGAUUUGGUGUGGGUGACUCACUGGGUUUGCACAGCCGGGUGAAGCCAUAGCACACUUUAUGAAUAAAAACAGACACAAAUGCUGAGCUUCUCAAAGCCUUCUGUCUUCUUCUGACUUGUUUAAGCCUUUGUGCGUCUUUGCAGGCCCAAAGCAGCCAACGUG